Molecule: messenger RNA, 2553 nt
Organism: Guillardia theta CCMP2712
Lineage: Eukaryota; Cryptophyceae; Pyrenomonadales; Geminigeraceae
Product: glucan phosphorylase
Exons: 14
Coding region: 1-2553 (850 amino acids)
Biological process (GO): glycogen catabolic process
Cellular component (GO): cytoplasm
Molecular function (GO): glycogen phosphorylase activity; pyridoxal phosphate binding
Source: RefSeq, a predicted model, not a curated record
AUGACACUAGCAAAGUACCAGUUCUCUCAAGGAUAUUCGUACGUCUCUGACUUGAGCAAUCCCUCCAUCAAGAGGCCGGGCCCGGGUACCAAGGACCCUGUCAAGGAGAAGAUCUGGUCUAUUUCUUCGACCUACAAGCCCGCUGACAAAACAAGCAUCCAAAAGUCUGUGGUACACCAUGCUGAGCACACUCUUGCUACUGACCGAUACAACUUCGAUGAGCACACGGCCUAUCAGUCUGUUGCUCUUUCCGUCAGAGAUUACUUGGUUGAGUCGUUGCGUGACACCAAGGCUCACUACCUCAAGCAAGACCCCAAGAGGGUUUACUACCUGUCCCUCGAGUUCUUGAUGGGAAGAUCCCUCUUGAACUCGUUGAUGAACCUUGAUCUUCAGAAGCCAUACAAGGAGGCUCUUGAGGAGAUUGGAUUCAAGCUCGAGGAUCUUGUUGAGCAGGAGAAGGAUGCAGCCCUUGGAAACGGAGGUCUCGGUCGUCUUGCUGCUUGCUUCUUGGACUCUAUGGCCACUUUGAACCUUCCCGCUUGGGGCUAUGGAAUUCGUUAUGAACACGGUAUGUUCGAGCAGCGCAUCAAGGAUGGAAUCCAGGUUGAAUACCCCGAUACCUGGCUCACCAAGGGAAAUCCUUGGGAAAUCCAGAGAUUGGAUGUGAAAUACGCUGUCAAUUUCUAUGGGUCGGAGAAAGUCAUGGCUGUGGCCUACGAUGUCCCCAUCCCCGGCUACGACACCCUCAACACCAACUCCUUGAGGCUGUGGUCUGCUAUGCCUGAUCAGGAUAUCGACCUGAGCAAGUUCAAUGAGGGUGACUACAACGCUGCCCUUGCCGCUCGUCAGCGUGCUCUCGAAAUCACCCAAGUUCUCUAUCCCAAUGACAACAACUACGCUGGAAAGGAGCUUCGUUUGAAGCAGCAGUACUUCUUUGUGUCAGCUACCCUUCAGGAUGUUUUGCAAACCUUUGUGGCUGCCAAGCCUGGAAGAAGCUGGGAGGAGCUUCCUGAGAAGGUUGCCAUCCAGUUGAACGACACCCAUCCAUCCAUCGGUGUUGCUGAGUUGAUGCGACUUCUGAUGGACAAUUUCAAGCUUGGAUGGACUCUCGCCUGGUCCAUUGUUUGCAAAGUGUUUGCCUACACCAAUCACACUGUUCUUCCUGAAGCUCUCGAGAAGUGGCCUGUCACCCUCAUGCAGAAUCUCCUUCCACGUAUCACUGAGAUCAUUUUUGAGAUCAACCGCCGAUGGAUCAACGAGGUCCGUGAGGUCUUCGGUGAUGAUGGCAACAUGAUCUCCAAGCUCUCCGUCAUCGAAGGCGAUGGAGAGUACAAGAUGAUCCGCAUGGCUCAUCUCGCCAUCAUCGGAUCUCAGAAGGUCAAUGGUGUUGCUGCCAUUCACGCCGAGAUCGUCAAAUCCGAUGUCUUCCCUCAAUUCGUUGAGUACUACAAGCGCAAGGGAAUCAAUGACAAGUUCAUCGGAAUCACCAAUGGUGUGACCUGCCGUCGCUGGAUGGCACAGUGCAACCCUGCCCUGUCAACCGUAAUCACCAAGUGCCUCGGCAGCGACAAGUGGGUUCGCGAUCUCAGCCUUCUCGAUGGGCUCAAGAAGUUCGCAAAUGACGACAAGGUUCUCGAUGAAGUCAUGGCUGCCAAGCUGGAGAACAAGAAGCGCCUUGCUGCUUAUGUGAAGGAGCAUCUUGACGUUGAUGUUGACACCAACACCCUCUUCGACAUUCAAGUCAAGCGCAUCCAUGAGUACAAGAGGCAGCUCUUGAACGUUCUUGGAAUCAUCCACCGCUACUCCGAGCUCAAGAAGAUGAGCCCUGCGCAGAGGCAGAAUGUUCAGGCCCGUACCUGCUUCAUUGGCGGAAAGGCUGCUGCCGGAUAUUUCAUUGCAAAGAAGAUCAUCGCCCUUGCCAACGCUGUUGGACGUGUCAUCAACUCUGAUCCGGACACCAAUCAGUACUUGAAGCUCGUAUUUAUCCCCAACUACAAGGUUGGAAAUGCACAGAUCAUCAUCCCAGCCAACGACAUCUCCGAGCACAUCUCCACUGCCGGUACCGAGGCUUCAGGAACCUCCAACAUGAAGUUUGUGAUGAAUGGAGGUAUCAUCAUCGGCACUGAUGACGGUGCCAACAUCGAGAUCAAGGAGAACGUCGGAGAGGAGAACAUCUUCAUCUUUGGAGCUAAGUGUCACGAGAUUGCUGAUGCUACCCGGCGCAUGAUUGAGGGAGCCCCUUGGGACCACCGCCUCGUCAAUGUCGUGAACAUGAUCCGCUCUGGCCACUUCGGCAACCCUGUCGAUUUUGAGCCUGUGCUUAACAGCAUUGAGAAGGGACGUGAUCGUUAUCUCCUUGCUCACGACUUCCCCGCCUACAUCGAUUGCCAGGAGAAGGUCGAUGCUGCUUACAAGGACAAGAAGUCCUGGGCUCGCAAGUGCCUCAACGCUGUUUCAGGGAUGGGAUUCUUCUCUACUGAUCGUACCAUCGAUGAGUACGCCACCAAGAUCUGGAACUGCAAGCCAUGCCCUCGUCCUGAUCCUCGUGCAUGA